Messenger RNA from Caenorhabditis elegans, 1700 nucleotides. The record is from the annotation of a RefSeq genome assembly. Lineage: Eukaryota; Metazoa; Nematoda; Chromadorea; Rhabditida; Rhabditidae.
AUGAACUACUUCUUCCAUCCAGGAACGUUGCCAGCGUAUUUCCGGAAAAAGCCCGAGAAGAAGACUAAUGAGUGUUCGCACAAAAAAUUCACAGUGGAAAAAGCCAGAUGGAGAGAUGUAAAAAGAAAAUACGACAGAUGGAUCGAAAAGGACAGGCAAAAGAAAGCUGGAAUCAAUGUGAGCAAAGGCGUGACUCCAGAAGACAAAAAGCUUGCGAGAGAAGCCCGAAAAGAGCAGAAGAAGCACGUGAAGGCCAGAAAGCUGAGGAAACGACAGAGAAGACACCGAAUUUUCAGACGCAUUCGCGCAUCGAAACGUGCAAAGACGGAGGUGAUUGCAAAAGGUCAGAUGAAGCCAGAGGACAUCCGGGAGAGACUUGCCUACUUGAAAUCCCAGCGUGUGGAGCACAUCUACAGAUACCUACAGUACCGCUACACGUGUUCGGCUCCACAAAGAAAGGCGGCUCGUCAUCUGCGCUGGGAUUGGACACUCACGAGACAUCGGCGCAAGAGAUACCAAAAAUAUCGAAGAUGGAUGGAGGGACGUGCCAAGAAGAUGGGACUGACUGUAUGGAGAAACUGUGAUAUGAAGCAGAAGCCGCAUUCGAUCCCGACAAAAAGAGUGGAAUGGCAGGCGCCGGGAAAGACUGGUUGGAAACGUGUCACCUAUGAGAAUAAGUUCCCGGUCGUGCAAACAUUGAAUUCUGUCGAGAUUCAAAGCGACUUCAAACACAUCAGUGAAGAGACAAAGGUCAUGUUGGGACUUACGCCAAUGUUCUGCAAAGAAGAUGUGAUUGGCAACAUGGGAAGAGCUGUAUUUCGAUAUUUGGCUUUAACACAGUACCAGCAGACCUUCUAUCAUUUCCACUACCGUGCGACAAUCAAUUUCGACAGUGCCGGAUCCAAAGAAGCGCAAAUCCUGUGCAAGCUCAACAAGAAUCGCUCACACAACGCGAUGCGUGUCAUGAAAUAUGGCCAGUACCUAAACUUGCAGUACAUAUUGACACCACAGCUGCACUGGGAUUUGGGAUUUCUCGUACAAAAUACAACACUUGACCUCUACUCGGCUGUGCAUCUUAUUCAGCAAACAUUCUACUGCAUUAGUGAUCUCCACAAGAAACAACACAUCAAUCGUGGUGCUCAAUAAUUUCUUCAACUCCGAGACGCGUCAAAACAUCCGUCGUAACAUUUGCACGACGAAGCACAAUGGGCUGCAGCCUCUGUACGUUCAGCAGGCCCGACAUGCCCGUAACAAAUUGGAGCGAGAGCCACUGCCGAAGAACGUCAUCAACACGUACUUGUCGAGACGUCAGCAUUUCCGAUUGGCACGAGGACCUGCCGACGACUACGAGUCGUGGUUUUACAUUUGUGCACGGUUUAUCACUCUGAAAAAGUUUGAAUGGCACGAUGAGGAAGAUCACAUAAUGGCGGCAACAAUGAAGUACAACUAUCUGGCCACGUGCACGUUUCCAGACUAAUGAGAGGAUGGCAACAAUUCUACAGUACUGUCUGUCUGCGACAAAUACAAACGCAAAAGUAGUCGCCUUUUAUCUUGAACGCGUCAUUCAGAACUGGAAAGAAAACAUUCCGCCAAAGGAGCUGUAUUCGUGGCAGGGCAAAGAAGACCGGUUUGGUAAGAAUCUGGAGAAGAGACAGAGAGAAUGGAUAGAAAGAAACAAGCCAUGGUACAAACCGAGAGAG